AUGUCAGAGCAUCAGAUCCUCGUCGACCUUCCAGGCCUAGAUCGGCUCAUGGCCCAGCCCGCGCAUACCCUCAACCUCGAGCCAGUUCAGUACAGCCUCCUGACACGCGUGUUUGGCGGCGUUGACACGCCAGAAUUGAAAGAAAAGAUGGUCAAGUCAAUCAAGGAGCUUGGUCCUCCGAUCGAGAGACUGUUCCUGAACGAGGCUGCUGCCACUGCAGCGGUGGAAAGAGCAGGCAUAGGCGAGCACGCGGCGUCGUUCGUCACCUUCUGUACCGACCCUGGGAGAAUGAAGCGCUGGGAGCUGUCCUCCAACGUUCAGGUGGUCAAGCCGGACUCGCCCGGAAGCUCUGGAAUGGUCGAAGCAGACCUUCAGAGCCUGGUCAGGGACUUUGGCUUCUGUAUGGCGGUGCCACAGCUGUACGGCAAGGACUUUCUUGAGCGCAAUCCCGAGCUGCUGAACGACUUUUGGAAGUUCGACAACGACUUGUUCCCCUUGCUCAUGAUUGGCAUGCCGUCAUGGGCACCUCUCAAUAUCAUCCGGGAAGGACGGGCAUCACGAUCCCGACUGAUGGCUGCGCUGGAGACGGUGUAUCGACAAGUCGACAAGGUGCAGCAGGGCGAGCCAGCUGACCCGGAAUACGAUGUAUCCGACGUUAGCUUUGUGCUCUUUGAGAAAAACAAGAUCUUCGCACGGGACGGGUGGUCGCUUGCCGAGCGAGCAGUUGCAGACAUGCCGAUCCUCUGGGGCCAAAAUGCCAACACGCAGCCCCUGCUAUUCUGGUUUUUGACCUAUGCCUACUCGACCCCUGGUCUCAUCAGUCGGAUCCGCAAAGAAAUAGCACCGUUCGUGAAGCUAUCCGAUACAAACCCUCGGUGUAUCUCAUCCCUGGAUAUUCACGCUCUAGCCAAGACCUGUCCGCUGCUCAAGUCUACCGUCUUCGAGACGUACCGCCUGACCGACGAGGCAGCCUCGAUCCGGUACCUCGAGCGGCCGAUCACUAUCAAAGAUGGCAGCCUCACGCACAGCCUCAAGCAGGGGACCUGGAUCUCCGUCCCGCACUCGGUAACCAGCCACGACGCCUCCGUGUUUGCCGAGCCAGAGAAGUUCAUCCCGGAGCGAUUUCUCGAGACCGACUCGGAGGGCCGGCCGGUCGCUCGCUACGGGAGACUGCGGCCGUGGGGCGCAGGCGCUGCCAUGUGCAAGGGGCGGACUUUUGCAGAGAGGGAGAUCCUGGCUGUGGGCGCUGCCAUCAUCAGUCUCUGGGAUAUCGAGCAAGUGGGUGGGACAUGGCGGCUGCCGGACAUGAUACCGGGCACCGGUGUGAAGAAGCCGGUGAAGGAUAUCAGAGUGAGGAUCACCCGCAGAUGCACAUGA
Messenger RNA from Thyridium curvatum, 1377 nucleotides. RefSeq lists its product as uncharacterized. The record is from RefSeq and is a predicted model, not a curated record. Lineage: Eukaryota; Fungi; Ascomycota; Sordariomycetes; Thyridiales; Thyridiaceae. Gene Ontology annotation, molecular function: heme binding; iron ion binding; monooxygenase activity. The transcript has a single exon. The coding region runs from base 1 to 1377 and encodes 458 amino acids.